CACGCCUUUUUUUAAACUCUCGUGAAUACAGGAAGUAACUGCGUGAAAGGCGAAACUGUUUGCGCAAAAUAGCACGUGUAGAUUGUUUUUCCUGCAAGAUCACUUGGAUUACUCUGGAGGCUUUUGGAGAUUUUUAAAAGCAACUUUACGAAGAGGCAAGUCUCUAUUGCCACCUAGUGGUCCCUCAAGAGGCUGCAAGGAACCAGAGCCAUGAGUGACAGAGUGCCAGCCGAGUUACCCAUGAGCGAUGACAAGUUUGAGCAGUUUUGGGGUGACAUAGGAUUAAGCACACUGCUCAUGGAGCUGCCUCGUACAAACAGCGAUGCUUGGCUUAAUGCUGCAUUGCCCAAUGGCUCUUUGGCAGACACCUUUGAUCUGGUACUCAAGGAGACUGAUGAUACGGCCGAAGUGCCUGCUUCUGUGGCGCCAGUAGUGGACAACCAAGCACCUCCUUCCACUGUAGUGCCCUCAACAACCGACUAUCCCGGAGAAUAUGACUUCAAGUUACGCUUCAAUCAGUCCAGCAUUGCAAAGUCUGCCACGUCUACUUAUUCUCCGAAGCUAAAUAAGCUGUUCUGUCAGCUCGCGAAAACUUGCCCCGUGGAUGUGCUGGUUGGCAAAGAGCCACCUCAGGGUGCCGUGCUAAGAGCCACAGCAGUCUAUAAAAAAUCGGAGCAUGUUUCCGAAGUUGUUAUCAGAUGUCCACACCACCAGAAUGUUGCAGAGAACACCGAAGAUAUUUCUCAACGCAAGCAUCUUAUCCGUGUGGAGGGAAACCCAAGAGCCCAAUACCAUGAGGAUUUUUAUACCAAAAGGCACAGUGUGACACUGCCGUACGAAGCUCCGCAGCUAGGCUCAACUGCAACUACCAUGCUGCUGAAUUUUAUGUGCAACAGCAGCUGCCAAGGCGGGAUGUUCCGGCGUCCCAUUUUAACUAUUAUGACCCUGGAAACAUGCGAGGGGCAGGUUCUUGGUCGCCAGUGUGUUGAAGUUCGCAUAUGUGCCUGCCCAGGGCGUGAUCGCAAAACCGAAGAGGAGAAUAUUAAAAGUAUUACUGGAAACAAAGUUACAGGGACAAAGAGAAAGUCUCUUCCAACACCUCAUUCUGCAUCCAAGAAGAUCAAGUCUGACUGCAGCAGUGAUGAUGAUUUAUAUAUUUUGCACGUACGUGGCAAGCAACGCUUCGAGAUGUUAAAGACUAUAAACAAUAGUUUGGAAUUGAUGGACCUGAUGCCAGAAACCGAACAGCAGAAAUACAAAAUGAAACGGUCCCAAAAAAAGCUCGAUCAGGCCUGCGUUCAACCGAAAACUGGAAAGAAACUGCUUGUCAAAAGUGAUACGGACUAAAACCCUCUUUUUUACUAUUCUGAUUUUAUCAUGUGAUACUUUUUUAUGUUUGGCAUUUAUGCUAAUGUUGUAUUUCUGUGCACACACAACACUUUUUCUGCGUUUAGGUGUUUACCCAGAGGUUUUUUGUAUUGAGCGUCAGCG
Misgurnus anguillicaudatus (oriental weatherfish) is the source of this 1491-nucleotide messenger RNA. The record is from RefSeq and is a predicted model, not a curated record. Lineage: Eukaryota; Metazoa; Chordata; Actinopteri; Cypriniformes; Cobitidae.